Molecule: messenger RNA, 1236 nt
Organism: Leptonychotes weddellii (Weddell seal)
Lineage: Eukaryota; Metazoa; Chordata; Mammalia; Carnivora; Phocidae
Source: RefSeq, a predicted model, not a curated record
AUGCUGCGCCGAAUAUGGGGCUUCCUGUUGCCCACAGUGGCUGGCCAGGAAGACGAAUCCGACCGCUUUUUUGAAGAGCUCUUCCGGAAGCUGGACCACCGCGAAAACGGCAUGGUGGACGUCACAGAACUGCAGAAAGAACUGGAAGCUAUGGGCCAGGACGAGGACGUGUUCAGGCCGCACAGAAUACUAUUAAAAUCUGUUGAUAUUAACGCAUGCAAUCUGUUGAAGCUUAACACAUUUAUGCAGUACUUUAAAGAUAAUGAGAAGAUAAUGAGGUUGAUUUUUAAGAGUUUGGACACAAAUAAUGAUGGAGUGAUUGAUACUUCAGAAAUUAUUGAUGCUCUCGACUUAAUAGGUAAAGAUAUAAACGGAAACUGCUUCCGAAUGCUUAUAUUUCGUAUUUGUUUUGUUAGAGAAUAUGGAAUUGAUAUGGGAGAAAGAUGGACUUUUCAUGAUUUAACUGAUGAAGAGAGAAGCUCUGGCUUGUUCGGGAAGUAUCUGUUGGCUGGAGGCAAAUCUGGUACUCGUGCUCGAAUACGCACAGCGCCAUUAGAACGUCUGAAAACCCUAACGCAGGUUUUAGAAGCAAAGAAUGUGAGGAUAAUAAAUGGUUUAAGAGAGAUGGUCAAAGAGGGUGGAGUCAUUUCUUUAUGGAGAGGAAAAUGUGUGAAUGUUCUCAAGAUUGCUCCUGAAACAGCUGUUAAAGUCUGGUCAUAUGAACAGUAUAAGAAGUUUCUUGCUUCUGAAGGAGUCAAAUUAGGAACUUUUGAGCAAUUUGCUUCUGCUUCUUUGGCUGGUGCUACUGCACAAUCUAUUUACCCCUUAGAGGUUUUAAAAACUAAUUUGGCUGUGAGUAGAACUGGACAGUACCCUGGGAUUUUGGAUUGUGCCAGGAAGGUCUGGAAGCUUGAAAGAGUUACCGGCUUUUACAAAGGCUAUGUUCCUAGUCUUCUGGCUGUCAAACUAUAUGUAGGCAUAGAUUUUACUAUUUAUGAGCUUUUGAAGACUUGUUGGCUAAACACUGAUACAGAAGACCCUGGGUUGCUGACUUUGAUGGGUUGUAAUGCCUUCUCUAACUUUUGUGGUCAGUUUUGCAGCUACCCCCUGCACCUAGUGAGAACUCGCAUGCAGGUUCAAGGAGCUCCAGUACAAUGCUAUAAUGAUAAUGGUAAGAGUGGACAUCUUUAUCUCAUUCCUACUCAGAAGAAAACUAUUCCAAUAUUUUACCAUUGA